AUGGCCACCUUCUAUGGGCACGCGCCAGCCAGCCAGCCACCGGCACCCGACCAGCCCAUCAAGAUGCAAGGGUUCCCGCUGCCCCAUCUGCCCGGCGGCGCCCCCACCCCGCACUCUUCGUCGUCGCUCCCACCAGCGAGCCAGCCCCUCGCCGCGUUCGCCCACCUGUACCCGCACCUCGCCCACCAGUCCCACCUCGAGCACCACCUCGGCCACCCGCCGCAACCGGGCCAAGGACCCGGCAUCGACCCUUCCAUCCUCCUCGGCUUCACCCCCGCCGGCCAGCACCAGCACCACCAGCACCACCACGACCUCGCCACCGAGUCGCACUACGGCUCGCUCGGCAACGGCGCGUUCGGCGGCCCUCACCCGGGCACGAGCGUCCUCAGCGACGCCGACCUCGACUUUGAGAGCGUCCUCGCCUCGCUCGGCGCCGCCGCCCACCAGCAGCCGCCCCAGCACCAACAAGGGCACCACCACCAGCCCCAUGCCCGUGCUGUCUACGGCAGCCACGAGGCCCACACCGACAUCUUUGCCGCCGGCGGCAUGUUCGACCAGGCCGCCAUGCACCCUCCUCCCCUCGACGGCCAGCAGCUCAGCCCGCGCCUCCAGCUCGACCGCAUGCCCUCGUACUUCACCCAGCAUGUGCCGCCACCUCAGCAGCAGCAGCAGCAGCAGACCCAGCCGCAGCCCCAACAGCACGAGUCGUUCCCCUCGCCCGCCGUCCCGAGCUCGUCGUCCUCGGCCAAGCCCGCCGAGCGCGGACGCGGCACCUCGUCGAAACGCUCGGCGUCAACCGAGCGCACCGGUCGCACGGGCCGCACCGCCUCGACCGGGGGCGGCAGCGUCGGCAAGGCGCCGCGCCAGUCGCGCUCGCGCAGCGCGAGGCGCUCGUCCUCGGCCGCGGGCUACGACCGCGACAGGCCGUCGCCGACCUCGCGCGAGUCGGGUGGCCGGCGCGGUGCGGCAGCAGUGGCGGCGGCGGCGGCGGCGGCGGGCGCCGCGAGCGGGACCGGUGAGGAGGGCGCCGACCCGAGCCCGGCGGCCACGCCUGGCAGCGGCGCCGGUGCGGCCAACGGCGCGAUCGGGAUCCCGGUCGCGUCGUCGUCGUCGUCCUCCUCCUCGGCCAAGGCGGCCGAGCACGCGUCGCAUCACCAGUACGCCAUGAGCCUGCCGGCGUACCCGUCGACGAGCCUCUCGGGCACGCCGUCGUCGCUUCCCGGCGGCGCAGGCGGCGGAGCCUGGGGCGCCCUCGCCGCCGCACACCCGCACGCGUUCCCGGCGCACGCCUUCAACAGCGCGUCCCCCAACGGCGGCGGCGGCGGCGGCGUGCAGCAGCAGCAGGCCGACCCGGCGACCGGCUGGAGGCCCUCGCCGCCUCCUGGAGCCGCCGCGAGUGCGCCACCGGCGACAGGGCUCGCGGGCAGGUCGCCGACGGCGGGAGGAGGUGUCAAGGCGCCGGGCAAGAAGGGCAAAGGGCUCGCCGACGUGCAGGAGGAGGACGACGGCAAAGGCGACCAGCUGCUCGAGAAGCGCCGCAAGCGCCGCGAGUCGCACAACGCCGUCGAGCGCCGCCGCCGCGACAACAUCAACGACCGCAUCGCCGAGCUGUCGCUCCUCGUCCCCGAAACGUUCCUCGUCCCCGGGUCACCGCCUCCCGACGGCUCGGCGAGCGGCGCGAGCGUGCUGCCCCCUGUCGAGGAGGGCCCGGCGAGCCCGGCCAUUGGCGCUCUGAGCCUCAUGAGCCCCGGCCCGUCGAGCGCGGCUGUCCUGAGCGGGUCGCCGGCGAGCGCGCCCGGGGCAGGAUUCGCGACGCGGGCGAGCGCGCAGCAGCAGCAGCAGUCGGCGGCGGCCGAGAAGCUGAGUGCCCAGCAGCUCGCGGCCAAGGAGAAGCCGAACAAGGGCGUCGUCCUCGCCAAGAGCGUCGAGUACAUCAAAUACCUGCAGCAAAUGGUCGAGCUCUCGCAGCAGCACGCCGUCGAGCUCCAGCGCCAGAAUGCCGCCCUGCGCGACGCUCUGGCCUCGUCCUCGGCCCAGAACCCGCACGCCCUGGACGUCCACCAUCCCGCCUCGUCCUCGUUCCCCAAGUCGACCGCCGCCAGCUCGUCCUACUCGGCCCAGGCGACCAACCCUUCCGGCUCUCCCGCCUCGCCAAACACACACGCGCACGCGAACGGUGCCGCGACGAGUGCGACCGCGCUCGGUCUUGCGCUCGAGUCGCCCGACAGCAACGGCGGCGGCGGCGUCGCGUCCGGGUCGUUUUUCGACUUUGGGCAGGCGAGCGAGCACGGCCAAGGCGGCGACGAGCUCAAGCACGAGAGUGCGGAUGGGGCCGGCGAGCGCGAGGAGGAGGACAGGUGCCGGUCGGCGGGAGGAGGAGGAGGAAGGAGCGCCCGGGCGGGCGAGCGCGCGUGGACGCCCAUGCUCGAGGGGCUCGACAUGGAGGCGCUUGCGGCGCUCAAGGAGGAGGACAUGGACCAGUCCUAGCCGCGCAGAUGGCGUCGGCGCGCCGAGUCUCGACUUCCGACCUCUCGAUCCCUCUCGACUGCGGCUCUCGCGCUCUCUCUCUCUCCCUCCCUCCCUCCUCACGACCUUAUCCCCUCGUCCACAUAAUGCUCGAACCCCUCCCUCCUAUCUGUCUUCUCCCUUCUCUCACGAGCUCCCGCAACCCCCGGCAAAUACCCUCUCCUCAGUACCGCCUUCCCCUCGCCGCAGCGCGACGAGGCUGUGUCCCUCCCUUGUACUUUCUCGCCCCCUCGCGGACCCUCGGUGAAACUCGAGCAACGGUCUUUUGG
Molecule: messenger RNA, 2795 nt
Organism: Rhodotorula graminis WP1
Lineage: Eukaryota; Fungi; Basidiomycota; Microbotryomycetes; Sporidiobolales; Sporidiobolaceae
Exons: 3
Coding region: 1-2487 (828 amino acids)
Biological process (GO): regulation of transcription by RNA polymerase II
Cellular component (GO): nucleus
Molecular function (GO): RNA polymerase II cis-regulatory region sequence-specific DNA binding; protein dimerization activity; DNA-binding transcription factor activity, RNA polymerase II-specific
Source: RefSeq, a predicted model, not a curated record